Molecule: messenger RNA, 1014 nt
Organism: Belonocnema kinseyi
Lineage: Eukaryota; Metazoa; Arthropoda; Insecta; Hymenoptera; Cynipidae
Gene: Tsen34
Product: tRNA-splicing endonuclease subunit Sen34
Exons: 4
Coding region: 95-997 (300 amino acids)
Biological process (GO): tRNA splicing, via endonucleolytic cleavage and ligation; tRNA-type intron splice site recognition and cleavage
Cellular component (GO): tRNA-intron endonuclease complex
Molecular function (GO): tRNA-intron lyase activity; nucleic acid binding
Source: RefSeq, a predicted model, not a curated record
GUUACCAGAGUUACUGUCGAUACUGUGUUUGACACUAUUUUUUACUAAUUUGCAUACUAAAUACUAAAGUAAAUAACGAGUGUUAUUAAGCAAAAUGUCGGAGAUUAUUCAGCUGGUAUAUUCAAACGAAAAUAUAUUUAUUUGGAAUGCUGACGAUUGGCUUAAAUUGCGAAAAGAAUAUAGAAUAAUUGGAGAACUUCUUGGUUGUUUGCCGAAGACACCAAGACAGGAUAUUUUACUAGGUCUUCCUCUUUUAUUAAGUCCAGAAGAGGCAAAGUUGUUAAUAGAGAAAGGAUUCGCAAAACUAAUUCAGUAUCCUUGCAUAAAGAAAAAACCUAGUGAAACUUUAAAAAAGUUAUUUCAUGAAUUCAGAGAAAAAUUGUAUCUGGACCAAGAAGUAUGUUUAAGAAAACAAAGAGAAAAACAGAUUUCUGGUAUGAUGGACAAAAUCGUAGAAGGAAAACGACGAAAAAUCUUGGGAUUACAAACUACGAAAAAGAAAAUGAGAAAGCCGCUAGAUAAGGAGACUCUAGAGAAAAUGAAAAGUGUAAAAAUUGAUACGAAACUUUUGUUUGAAGAGGAAAUGUCCAAGUUACCUAAACUUGACAGAAAUGAUGCGCUUAUUCAAACACAUACAGCACAUCCAUGGGUAACAAAAGAGGAUGCUGAAGAGGUGGACUGGAAUUAUCCAGAAACCGAAGAGGAAAAUCUACGAUACCAAGUAUUUAAAGACCUGUGGGAAAAAAAUUACUAUAUCACCGACGGAGAAAAAUUUGGGGGUGACUUUUUGGUUUAUCCUGCUGAUCCAAUCAUGUUUCAUGCUCAAUUUAUAGUUCAUUGUCAAAAAAGAAACGAAGAUCUGUCGGUUAAUGACAUUAUAAGUGUCUGUCGAGUUGGAUGCAACGUAAGAAAAACGCAAGUCUUCGCUAGUUUUUCCCCUGACGGAGAAACGAUUAACUAUCAGUCCUUCCAGUGGGCGGAUUCAAAUGCAUUGUAAUUAAAAAAUUUAUUUAA